AGUAAGCAUCAUAGGAUUAGUGCAAUGUAAACAGAUUCAUGGUGAUUGGUAUUUAGAAACCAUAAUAUCACGGGGAAUAAUAUGGAUCUGUUUUUAAUUUUAGCUUUAAAGAAACCCCCUGUUUCCUUUUCUCAAUAUGAAAGUCAUCAAGUAAUCUCCCAUCUUCCAACUGGACAACCUCUCUCCCCAAAUAUGGUUCCAGAUUCUCAUGUAAACCACAAUGGAAACCCCAGAACUUCAAAACAGAAGCCUUCCAAUCCUCUUCAACAUUUAAUUCCAGGCCCUAACUUGGAGAGUGAACCCAGAAUUCAAGCAGAUAUUCUAAAGCAGGCUACUAAGGAUCGAGCCGGUGAUCUCCAUAAAUUGAAGCAAAGCCGAUUCUUUGAUGAGAAUGAAUCCCCUGUUGAUCCGCAGCAUGGCUCUAAACUGGCGGAUUAUAAUGGGGAUGAUGGUAACGUAGGUGAGUAUGAGGCAGACAAGCAGGCUGAGCUGGCUUACAAUGAGGAAGAAGAUGGUGAUGGUGGAGAGGAAGACGUCCAAGAUGAUGAAGAACAAGAACUGCAAAUGGAUCCUGCAGACUAUGGAAAGCAACAUUUCAAUGAUGCCCUUUAAGCCGUAAAGGAAAACUUCAGAAAACCUAAAGUGCUGUAAAAUGGAAUCAUUUCUACUUUGUCGAUUUUGACUUUUGUUGUAAAGAUCAGUUGUAUCAGUUGUAAAGAUACAUUGAGAUAGAUUUAAGGAAAAUUUUAAAUGAAAGAAUGUACCCAUGUACAUAUGUGAACUUUUCAUAUUGUAUUAUUAAAGCAGAGACUUUGGGGUUAUGUUACAGUUGAGCCAAAAACAAAGUAAGCAAAACUGUAAUCUUUGCAUUUAAAGCAAACUAAUGUAUAUUUUACAUUUUAUUGAGGCUAAUUCUUUCCACAAAUAGACAAACAGGAAAAAUGAUUGUACAGUUUAUAUGUUGCACAUAGCAUAACCACAAAGAGAACAAUUAUUCAACUGGAAAACUUUUAAUACACUAAUACAUGCUUGUUAGCCCAACAGGUGUUCUGUUCUAUCCACCCCUCAUCUCAUGCUGUUCAAGGAAUCAUACCUAGAAUAGUUGCAUGAAAGAGGGGAACCUGAAAGCCAAACACUGGGCAGCAAUGUACAAAAUCACUUCCCUACUCUUUUUAUUUUACAUGAGUAAUGAUGUGUUUCGGCAGAUAAGCUUUCAGCUGAGGCCUGAUGGAAGCUGAGAUAACCUGCAAAGACAUAACAAUAUUUAUGAGUUUUACCUUACUUAGUUCAUGAAAUUGUGAAAUGCAUGAUCGAUGAUGUAUUUUCAAUUUUUAGUUUUUCAGGUAAUACCAGUACGGUUUAACCGUUACUGGCUAAAAUUUUUAUAUUUUCAGAGUUAAAGUUGGUGAAGAUAUUAAUGAUUUAAAUGCCAGAUUCUGAAAGAGGCUAAAUCAACCCUGAAAUGAAUUUGCAAUCAGUAUUUCAAAGCAUCUCUGGUAGUUUUAGUGAUCUUAUUUGACUAGACUUUUUCAGAAGUAUUAAAUAAGCAAUUUUAACAGAUUUUUAUUAAUGCACAGAUAAGUAGAAGUACAGUGAGAUCUACAGCCAUUUUAUUAAAAUAGCUUAAAAGCUUGUAAUAAAGAUGAAGAACCUUUGUAUUUACUUAAUAUGUUAGUUAAGAACCCAUAAACCUCAUAUUUGCUAGACUUACAAAAUUAUUUUAAAUGCAUUUGUCUUUUUUGACACUCCUCAGUAGAACGUGUAAGCUAGCUAAUCCUUGUUUUCUGAUUGAAAGAACUUCUAAAUCUUAUCCCCCUCCCCCCAAAUAAAAGGUUUUGAUCAUGAGAAAUUUAAGCUUGUUAACUCUGUGUUUCAGAAGGGCUACUGUUAAUUGCACAUGAACAUGAGAUGCUUUUUUCCCCCCCGUACUCAGGUUCUAGUCAAAAUUCAAACUUACAGAGAUUAAAAAAAAAACAAAACAAAAAAAAGGUUGUUCAAUUAUUGGAGGUGCAGAAAUUCUUAGACUUCAGUUUUAAAUUAUUUAGCAACCCAGAAAAGAUGUAGUGACUUACUAAAAUUGUUUUUUCUACCAUAUCAAAGUUAGUAAUUCAUGGCUUUGCUGUAGAGUCAGGCCUAUAAUGAAUAGGUAUGAUAGUUCACAGGAUUUUUUUAAGUGGAGUUAAAGGGAAUUGAUGUACACCUUUUGGAAGUUAGGGUGGGAAGAUGAAUCUAAAACAAAUUCCUAGUAAUACUUUAUAUUUAAUACUGUAAAAUCUUUACAAAUGAAAACCAUGAAAUUUCCUGCCUUAGUUCCUUUGUCAUAAAAACAAUCACUUGGUUAUAUGGUAGCUAUUACUUACACAGCAAAAUUUCUUCAAUUAGCAGUCUAGACAUUUUAUAAACUGAGAAAUCUUGGAUCAAUUGAUAAUAUUUUUGACUGUAUUAACAUUUUAGUGCUAUAAAAUACUAUGUGAAUCUCUUAAAAUUCUGACAUUCUACAGUCUGUAUUAGACAUGCUGGUUUUAUAACGUUUUACUUCUGCCUUAAGAUUUACGUUUUUUAAAUGUAUUUUUGCCCUGAAUUAAGUGUUAAUUUGAUGGAAACUCUGCUUUUAAAACCAUCACUUACUGGGUUCUAAUAAAUUAAAAAUUAAACUUGUUUUA
Delphinapterus leucas (beluga whale) is the source of this 2663-nucleotide messenger RNA. NCBI's taxonomy places the organism in Eukaryota, Metazoa, Chordata, Mammalia, Artiodactyla, Monodontidae. The record is from RefSeq and is a predicted model, not a curated record.